Phragmites australis (common reed) is the source of this 2523-nucleotide messenger RNA. RefSeq lists its product as uncharacterized. Bases 535 to 2226 code for a protein of 563 amino acids. The transcript is spliced from 17 exons. Gene Ontology annotation, molecular function: 5'-nucleotidase activity. The record is from RefSeq and is a predicted model, not a curated record. Lineage: Eukaryota; Viridiplantae; Streptophyta; Magnoliopsida; Poales; Poaceae.
ACGCUACAAUUCCAUCUCGCCUAUCUGUGCGUGAGCGGGCGUGUGGCCGGAGCAAGCCCCGGGGCGGAAGCCGAGCCGAGCCACGCCAUCCGUUACCACCCGAGCAAGAGCAACGUCAUCCCAGUUCCCACCAGCCCUCCCCACCCUUACCCCCUCCGUGGCUCCGUCGCGCGCUGCCGCGCUGCUUCCGACGCACGCGAGCCCCGCAUCCGCAUCCGCAUCCGCAUCCGAAUCAGCACACGAUCCCCGCGCCACUUGUCCCGUCACCCCAACCCCGCAGUCCGCGCCUCCGCUCGUCGGCCAGUGCCCGGCGCGCGAUGAGAUGAGAUGACGCCUCCGCGCGGCGGUGCUGGGCCUCGCAUCCCUCGCGCGCACCAGCACUCGCGUCCGUCCGGGUACCUCCUCCCCUCCCAAAGCCCCACCCAACGUUUAUUCCCUCCCCCACGGCAACGCUGACGCUUCCGUCGUCCCGUCCCGUCUCGUCGCAUCCGGCUGCUCGCCUAUUUAAGGCGCGCCGGCUGAGAGCCAGCGACAAUGCUCUUCUUCUCCAGGAGGCCGCUCGCCGCCGCUCUCCACCUAGCUCCCCUCUCGCCUCCCCUGCUCCUCUUCUUCGCGUCCGCGUCCUCGUCGUGUUCGUCCGCCGUUGCGUCGGCCUCCGGCCCGAGAGGUUGCAGUGCUGUAAGCAUGGACAGCGGUGCGGUAGAGUCAGCAUCCACUGGGGCAGUAUGGUCAACACCUUCUGCAGAACCGAGAAGCAUUUCCGUUGGGAAGGAGAUAUUCUGCAAUAGGUCACUAAAUAUGAGGAACAUCACUGCAGUGGGAUUUGAUAUGGACUACACUCUUGCGCAGUACAAGCCUGUGACCUUUGAGGCCCUUGCUUACUAUGGUACAAUAGAGAAGCUUGUGAAGCAUCUGCACUACCCUGAGGAGCUGUUAACAUGGCAGUUUGAUUGGAAAUAUAUGGUCAGAGGACUAGUUCUUGAUAAGAAGAGAGGAAAUAUCUUAAAGAUGGAUAGGCACAAGUACGUAAAAGUUGCAUACCAUGGAUUUAGGGAACUGUCAAAGGAAGAAAAAGUUGCUGCUUACGGGAGUACAUUGAUAAGAGAUUCAUUUGAUGAACCUGAUUAUGCCCUUAUAGAUACACUUUUUUCAUUGGGUGAAGCCUAUCUAUUUGCUCAGCUCGUUGAUUUCAUGGACAAUAAUCCUGGAAAAGUACCUGCAGGCACUGACUAUUCACUUAUGUAUAGAGAUGUGAGGUCUGCAGUUGACUUGUGUCAUCGUGAUGGAACUCUAAAGCGGAUGGUUGCAAAGGAUCCUGGCAGGUACAUUAAUGAGGACUUAGCAAUUGUACCAAUGCUUGAAAUGAUCAGAAAAUCUGGACGUUCAACAUUCUUGGUGACAAAUAGUUUGUGGGACUACACCGAUGUUGUCAUGAACUACCUUUGUGGAUCAUACACCUCAGAUGUAGGCUCUGGUCUCAACCACAAAUGGCUUGAAUAUUUUGAUGUUGUAAUAACAGGCAGUUCAAAGCCAAGUUUCUUCCACGAUGAUAACCGUGCAGGACUGUUUGAAGUUGAGCCUGAUUCUGGAAAACUUCUAAAUGCUGAUAUUCAGAUUGGAAGCCCAAGAUCAAGUCACCAGCAUUCAAAACCAGUUCACAAAGUUUACCAGGGAGGCAAUGUCGGGCAUCUUCAUAGAUUACUUUCUGUUGCUUCUAGUUCGCAGAUCCUCUAUGUUGGUGAUCACAUAUAUGGAGAUAUUCUGCGCAGCAAGAAAGUUCUGGGUUGGCGGACUAUGCUGGUAAUACCAGAGCUGGAGCAAGAGGUGAAACUUCUUUCAGAAUCAAAGUCUACUCGGAAGGAGCUUAGACGUCUUAGGAUGGAGCGUGAUUCAAUUGAAGACAGAAUCCAUCAUCUUGAAUGGUCCCUCAAAUUCGAAGAUCUUACAGAAAAUCAGAAGUUGUUCUCUGAACAUGACAAUCUGCUGCAAAAGCGAGAGCAUGUCCGCCACCUUCAUCAAGAUGCUCAGAGGCAACAUCAUCAGAAGUUUCAUAAGGUGUGGGGACAGCUUAUGAAGACUGGGUACCAAAAUUCUCGAUUUGCUCAUCAGGUCGAGAGAUUUGCAUGCCUGUACAGCAGCCAAGUUACAAACUUCGGGUUAUAUUCCCCCAACAAGUACUAUCGUCCGAGCGAAGAUUACAUGCCCCAUGAGUUCGAUGUGCUUUAGCUGUAAGAGCAGUCUCUGCUGCAUCUCAAAGUUCCCCGUUGUAAUUGACCCGCAGCUGGAUAGGGGUGUGAUUUUAGUUGCGACAUUGAAUAAACAUAGUGUAGUCGCCGUAUUAUACCUCUAAACAACGGUGAAGUUUAUCGGGUGCUUCACCCAUUAGUCAUGUUAACAGAAAGGAGAAAGGGUGGAGGUUUAUCUAUAGUAACUACAGUUUCGCAUAGAAGAAGAGUAACUUUGCAUGUAUCUUUUUGUACAUAACAUGGUUUAAUAAGAAGCAAAGGAAAGCAAUGUCGAUCA